Fukomys damarensis (Damara mole-rat) is the source of this 948-nucleotide messenger RNA. RefSeq names its product olfactory receptor 12-like. Lineage: Eukaryota; Metazoa; Chordata; Mammalia; Rodentia; Bathyergidae. The record is from RefSeq and is a predicted model, not a curated record. Gene Ontology annotation, cellular component: membrane. Gene Ontology annotation, molecular function: G protein-coupled receptor activity; odorant binding; olfactory receptor activity. Gene Ontology annotation, biological process: sensory perception of smell; G protein-coupled receptor signaling pathway.
AUGAUGACCCACAGACAUGGGAACCUCUCAGCUGAACCCUUGCAGGAGUUUGUGCUGGAGGGAUUCAGGGGAGGCGUGGAGACACAGGCCCCGCUCUUUGCCAUCUUCCUGGCCCUGUACAUAGUGACCAUCAUGGGCAACCUCACUAUGAUCAUAGUCAUCACCCUGGAUGCCCGCCUGCACUUUGCCAUGUACUUCUUCCUCAAGAACCUGUCCUUCCCGGACCUCUGUUACUCCUCUGUCAUUGCCCGUGCCCUGGCCAACUUCUUCUCCUCCAUCAAAGUCGUCAGCUUCAGGGGCUGUGCCACCCAGUUCUUCUUUUUAUCUUUCCUUGUCACCACUGAGGGCUUGCUCCUGGGAGUAAUGACCUAUGACCGCUUUGUGCCCAUCUGCAGCCCCCUGAGCUAUGCUAUGGCCAUGUGCCCCACAAGAUGCUCUCAUCUGGUGCUGGGCUCCUACUGUGGAGGCUGCCUCAACUCCAUGGUGCAGACCAGCCUCACCUUCCAGCUCCCCUUCUGCAGCUCCAGUCACAUCAACCACUUCUUCUGUGAUGUGCCACCCCUGCUACAGAUAGUCUGUGCUGACACAGCUCUCAAUGAGCUGGUCAUGUUUGGCAUCUGUGGCUUCAUCAUUGUGGGCACCACUCUUGUGGUCCUCAUCUCUUAUGGCUACAUCACAGUGACUAUCCUCAAGAUGCGUUCAGGAGCAGGGAGACAAAAGGUCUUCUCCACCUGUGGCUCCCACAUGACAGCCAUGUCCUUGUUCAUUGGGACAGUGUUUGUUAUGUAUGCACAGCCAGGAGCAGUGGAUUCCAUGGAGCAGGGCAAGGUGGUCUCCAUCUUCUACACCCUGGUCAUCCUGAUGCUCAACCCCCUCAUCUACAGUCUGUGUAACAAGGACAUGAAGGAUGCCCUGCAGAGGCUGGGACAGAGACGGGCAGCCCUGUGA